Molecule: messenger RNA, 3470 nt
Organism: Gorilla gorilla gorilla (western lowland gorilla)
Lineage: Eukaryota; Metazoa; Chordata; Mammalia; Primates; Hominidae
Gene: RAB44
Product: RAB44, member RAS oncogene family
Exons: 14
Coding region: 109-3174 (1021 amino acids)
Molecular function (GO): GTPase activity; GTP binding; calcium ion binding
Source: RefSeq, a predicted model, not a curated record
AGGAAACGUUUAUUUUAUAUAUUUAUAGUGGCAUUACGGAUUUUUGUCUUCCAUCAGUGCGUCCUGGGUCAGAACUGGCUCAAAGCUGGAAACUAGGGCCAACGCACCAUGGAGACUGGACAGAGAACGUCUCGAAAAGUCCGGAAGCUGGGCUCCAACCGGCGGCGGCAGACAAGAGAGCCAGCUGAUGGUGAAGACGCUGCAGUGGCCCCAGAGCCAGAGUCUUGGUCCUCUCAGGCAGCGGCAGAACUGCAGGCUUUCUUCCAGGACUGUGGUGCCAAGGAGAGGGGCUUUGUCACCCGCGAGGACCUGGCGGUGGCCAAGUUCAGCUUCCUGGGCAGCAAGGAAGAGUCAGAGAUGAUCUUCGACUGGGUGGACGUGGAGCGGAAGGGACACCUGUCCCUUGAAGAAUUCAGCUCUGGACUCAAAAACAUCUUUGGCUCCAGCCAGAGCCCCCACAGGCUCCACAGAAGGAAGCCACUGCCCUCUAAGCGGGUAUGUGCUACCACCAGCUUCCCAGCUCUGGAGGAGGCGGAUGCUGAGGAGAAGGAGGCGUUCCUUGCCUUCAUGGAGCAGCUGGGGACUGGACACUUACUUCCCAAGCAGACGGAAAUCUGGCAACUGUGGGGGCAGCUGCGGCAGGAGGAGCCCCAGCUGGCAGGCAACCUGGCAGGCUUUCUGGCCAAGAUGACCAGCCGCCUGCAGGAGGCCCAGGCGGACAAGGAGGCCCUGGAGCUGACCCUGAGGAAGCGUGACUCUGACCACCACCGCGAGGUCCAGCAGCUCUAUGAGGAGAUGGAGCAGCAGCUCCGCCAGGAGAAGCAGCAGCUGCAGGCUGAGAGCGACUCUCGGGGCCUGGCCCUCACCUCCCAGAUGCAGGACGUCCUAGAGGCCAAGGAGCGUGAGGUGCAGCGACUAGCUGAGGGCCAGAGGGAGCUGGAGGCCCAGCUCUCCCACCUCAGGAGCACACAUCAGGAGGCUGCCUCAGAGAACCAGCGGCUGCAGGAGGCCAAGCGUGACCUGGCUGGGCGGCUGGAGGAGGUGCGGGGGCAGCUGCAGGUGACCAGGGGGCGCCUGGACGCCGCCAGGGGCCGGGUGUCCUGGCAGGUGGAGGAGAAACUGAGUUUUCCUGGAGCGGGUGAGAAGACCCCAGACCCUCAGGCUGCCUCCCCUGAGGAGGCCCCCCUGCCUGGGCUAUUUGGGGACAACGAUGACUGGGACCAGCUCCUGAGCAACUUUGGCAGCCCUCCGCACGGAGCCCUGCAGCUCUGCUGGAGCCCGCCCCCAACCCCAAGAACCACCUCAGGCCCCCAGACACCCCGUGUGGUCAGGCAGAUCUCCAUCUCGGAGCCACAGGCUUUUCUAUUUGGUCAGGAGCCAUCUUCAGAUCCAGAUGGGGCUCCAAGGACCCCGCCUGGGGUGACUUUCAGCGCCAAGGACAAUAAAGGAGUGGACCCAGAUGAGCAGGACAUUAGAGCAGAGCAGCCUGUUGAACCGCACGACCCGGACCCCAACCAGGAGCCAGGGUCCACACCCGAGGGCCGCCUCCUCUGGGGUCUCUCAGGAAGCCUGGUGGCACCUGCAUUCAAAGUGCUCAUUCCUUUGGAGGAUGGGCCCCCUCCCCCUGCGAACUCUCCCCCUCCCCAGGCCCCAGCUGGGUCCAGCAAACAGAUCCAGGCCUCAGACCCAGAUGACAAGGGCCCUGGGUCUUGGGCUCCUCCCAGCGGGGCUCAGCCUGGGGCUGGAGCAGGACCCCAGGAACCCACACAAACCCCUCCCACCAUGACUGAGCGGGAAACCCAGCCCGGACCCUCACCCACAACUGCCCUCACAGGAGUGGGCCCAGCCAAGCCGCCCAGGCAGAGAGAUGCCCUCCAGCAGGACCUGCAUGCCACUGGCUCUGAGCCAAGACUGGGGACCCAGAGGGCUAGAGCCCUCACCCUGGGGCCAGCUGAGCCCUUCCAGGGCCUGGAAUUUGUGGGUCCGGUGCCCACAGAGAGGCUGGAGCAGGGCCAGGCGGGUCCAGCGGUGCAGGAGGGCCUUCCUGAGGGGCUGAGAGAAGCUUAUGGCCAGGUCCUUGGGCUGGGUGAGCUGCCUGCCUUCCCCCACCAGGGGCUGGAAGAGGAACCCAGGUCUGAGGAAGGAAAACAAGAGGGCCGAGGUGGGCAGGACCUCAGUUCAGAGCAGUCAGAGCAGUCGGUUGAGGCUCACGGCCUAGAAACUGCGCAUUCGGAACUCCCCCAGCAAGACUCUCUGCUUGUUUCUCUCCCAUCUGCCACACCACAGGCUCAGGUGGAAGCAGAAGGCCCCACUCCUGGAAAAUCGGCACCUCCAAGGGGCUCUCCUCCCGGGGGCGCUCAGCCUGGGGCUGGAGCAGGACCCCAGGAACCCACGCAAACCCCUCCCACCAUGGCUGAGCAGGAGGCCCAACCCAGGCCAUCCCUCACGACUGCUCACGCAGAAGAACAAGGCCCGCCUCACUCCAGGGAACCAAGGGCAGAGAGCAGGCUUGAAGAUCCAGGAAUGGACUCCAGGGAAGCUGGGCUGACCCCAUCCCCGGGAGACCCCAUGGCUGGAGGGGGACCCCAGGCCAACCCUGAUUACCUCUUCCAUGUCAUCUUUCUGGGAGACUCCAACGUGGGCAAAACAUCCUUCCUGCACCUGCUGCACCAGAAUUCCUUCGCCACCGGAUUGACAGCUACCGUGGGAGUAGAUUUUCGGGUCAAAACCUUGCUGGUGGACAACAAGUGCUUUGUGCUGCAGCUCUGGGACACGGCUGGCCAAGAGAGGUACCACAGUAUGACGCGACAGCUGCUCCGCAAGGCUGACGGGGUGGUGCUCAUGUACGACAUCACCUCCCAGGAGAGCUUUGCCCACGUGCGCUACUGGCUAGACUGUCUCCAGGAUGCAGGGUCGGAUGGGGUGGUCAUCCUUCUCCUGGGAAACAAGAUGGACUGUGAGGAGGAACGGCAAGUGUCCGUGGAAGCUGGGCAGCAACUGGCUCAGGAACUGGGAGUCUAUUUUGGGGAGUGCAGUGCCGCCUUGGGUCACAACAUCCUGGAGCCUGUAGUAAACCUGGCUAGGUCACUCAGGAUGCAAGAAGAAGGCCUGAAGGACUCGCUGGUGAAGGUGGCCCCCAAGAGGCCGCCCAAGAGAUUCAGCUGUUGCUCCUGAUCACCUGUCCUGUCCCGGGUAGGAUGGACACCCGCAGGGUUUCCUGUCCCUCAGCUCCUGUCCUUCGUUCCUGGACAGCAACGACACAGAGGACCAGCUUGGAGGUUCAGGAAAACCCUUCUCAACUCAGGACUCGGAUCCCAGAGCAGGGCCGCAUCACCUCUGCCUUUCACACUCCAAAGGAGGGCUUUGCUGAGUGAACAAGGCUUGGGGGGCAGGGGUAUGGCAAAACUCUCCAAACAAAGAAAGUCUAGAAAAACGACUUAAGGAAAAUACACCAAAAUAUUGGCCACACA